This is a messenger RNA of Glossina fuscipes, 5962 nucleotides long. It is a transcript of the gene Gp210, whose product is annotated as nuclear pore membrane glycoprotein 210. Bases 1 to 5679 code for a protein of 1892 amino acids. The transcript has 26 exons. NCBI's taxonomy places the organism in Eukaryota, Metazoa, Arthropoda, Insecta, Diptera, Glossinidae. Gene Ontology annotation, cellular component: nuclear pore. The record is from RefSeq and is a predicted model, not a curated record.
AUGGAAAAGACUGUAAAAUUUGUGUUAUUUUUUGUUAUUUUUAUUGCAUCGCGAUUCACAGAAGCGACUAAAUUAAACUAUCCAAGAGUUCUCUUGCCUAUAUUCAGAGAAAUAUCUGUCAAUUUUACCUUGGAAGCAACUGAAAAAGGCUGCUUUAAAUGGACAUCAUCCAGACAAGAUUUGAUAUUGAUAACCCCCCUUUAUGAAGACGCUGAAAAUGAGUGUUCAUAUAUGGCCGUGGUGACUGUAUUGUCGCGGAAUCCUCGGCGUAAUACAGCUAUAGUAUUAGCGGAAAAUGCAGCAACGGGCGAUUCACUUCGAUGCGAUGUAAUACUCGAUGUUAUCGAUAAACUGGGAGUAAUUACUACCACUCGCCAGCUUUACCUUGAAGAGGCACCAGAGACUUUUGUUUUACGAGCUGAAGAUUCUCAAGGCAAUGCUUUUACUACUUUGGAGGGCGUGUCGUUCAAUUGGUCAAUAUCGUCAUUAAAAAAAGACAAUAAAGAUUGGGUUCCCGCUUUAAGAUUUUUAACUUUCGCUGAAAGUUCAUAUCAUGAGGUGCCUUCAUCGUUAGAAAAAUUUGAAUCGAAUGGGUUAAGAGGAUACAUGGUUCUUUUAGAGGGCAUUAACACCGGUCCUGCAAAAGUUACUGUGAAUAUGCCUUACCCAGAAUAUAGUCAGGUGCCAAUUAUUGAAGUUCAUAUUAGCGUAUUGGCUAACAUUAUUUUAGAACCAUCAGAUGUAUUCGUUUUGGAAGGCGAUAAAAUAAAUUUUCGAAUAUUACAAUUAAAAAUGGGUAGAUUGACAGAGAUAUCUCUCAGCAAUCAAUAUUUUAUGGAAAUUGAUGACAACGAAGUCGCUAGUAUAAGAGGUACAAGUGCUACAGCCCUUAAAUUAGGUCGUACAUCGGUUAUUUUGCGUGAUCGAAACGUGCCAUACGGAGACGAUUAUUUCGAUGAUAGCCAAAUGACCAAGCCAUCAGCACCUAGCGCACGAAUUACUGUAGCAAAUCCGAAAAAAUUAAGUCUAAGUCUUCUACCACACAAUAACUGGAUAACUGUGGAGGGUGAAAGACAUGAAAUAGCGCUGGAUUUGUAUACUAAAGACGAUCAGAAAAUUAUGCUGGGCUCACGUUAUACCACAAAUACUGAAUUAGAUGAAUCACUGUUUCGUGUCAUUAAACGUAGUAGAAAUGGUUCGCGUAUAUAUGGCGAAGCAAUGAGGACAGGCGUCACGCCUGUUUAUGGAUCGUUUAAAGAGCUAACUGUACAAGCUGAACUACAUAUAUUUGGCGAAUUGAAAAUAAAGCCAGUCAAAGUCAUACUGCCUUAUGACCCGAACGUUAUCAAAACACAACGAAUUCAUUUUCAAGCACAAGGUGGUGAUGGCUCCUACGUGUGGCUGUCCUUACAACCUCGGCUAUUGCACAUAAAUCAGAAUGGUGUGGCCACGACGGUGAUAAGUGAAAGUGAUAACAAACAUUUUAUGGAUUCUCUUGAUAGUAAGAAUGCGGUCGUCGCACAUGCUCACGUUAAAGUCGCUUUAGCUAAAAAUUCAAAACUUUCGCGCCAGGCAGAUAUAUAUUUUGUUCCACCUAGUAGGCUGGAAAUACUGAAGUACAAUUUUGAAACUGCUUUGAGAGAUUUUGUAAUAUUACACGUUGCUGUCUACGCGCAAAUCAAUGGGACUUUAGUGCCUUUCUCAAAAUGUGAGAAUCUCGUUUUUGAUUAUGAAUUUUCGAAUCCAAUAUUUCAAGUGGAUUACAAUGCGGCUACAGUUGGCAUAGCUCCAAACGCUUGUCAGGUUGUACAUUUGCGUAGUUCGGCAGUUGGUUUUACGCAUUUGCGUCUUUCGUAUAAGUUCAAAGAUAAAGUUCUCAAGGAUGAAGUUUCGCUUAGCGUGUUUGAACCCUUGGGCGUUUUGUAUCCCGCGAGUAAUGAGAUUAUCCUCCCCAUUGGAGCAUCGUAUAAUAUUAUCUAUGCUAAUGGUCCUCAACGUAUUUAUACCCUUGAAGCUGAGCUUACCAAAAGCAGUGAAUACGACUUGAAUGUCGCCCGUGUAUCGGAAAUUAAUUUUGACACUCAAAAUAAUUUGUAUGCUUACGUAGUUCUUUGUCGAGAAGUUGGCGAAACUCCGCUCACGUUCACUAUCUUUAACGCGUUGUUUACAUCAAGUUUCCAACCAUAUAUAUCUUCGGUCGUCACAAUGAUUCAUUGUGUUAAGCCACGUUUUCUAAAUCUUUACACCAGUGAACAGGUACGCUCCUCGUGUCCUUUAGAGAUGAAAAGCUCUUUGCUUCAACUUAAAGAGCGCGAUGAUAAAUUUGAAAUAGAAAUUGAAGUACAAGACGUUAAAAAUCGCAAAUUAUUGAAUAUUACAUCGCUACUCAUUCAUUGGGAGUUUGCAGGAGGCGACCAAAGAUAUCAAGUAGGAACCAUAAUGCAUAGCCGUCACACGGAAGAAGAGAUUCAUGAAGGCAUCCAUUUGCCGAGCAAGGAUAUACUAGUUGCCAACUUGAACCAAGUGACUCCAAAUUUUCGCAUUAAAGGCACGGUUACAAAUUAUGAUGAGUUAAUCCUAAGAAAAGAACACAUAUAUUCAGAGGAGCCACCGUUUGGUAUUAAAAACCCAAAAACUGGGGAAAUCCUGACACCGAUUAUCGAAAAUGAAAUUCGUUUUAUGACAGUCAAUACUACCUUCUUCAGUAGCGAUCAUAUCAGUGUGUUUUUGGCAAAGAAUCGACGUGAACGCGUACCAAUGACACAAGGAAGCGGUUUUUACGAGUUUCAUCUAACCGAUCCCAGCAUUGCUCAUGUGGAUUUCGACGUCAAAGAGAGGACACUUGUUAUUACACCUUUGCAUAUUGGACACACUCGUUUGGAACUGGUGGAUCGUUGUUUGACCAAUGAACCUGCCUAUUUAUCUAUUUCAGUGGUUAGUAUUGGCGAAAUACGUGUACGCGCGCCAGACCGUGUAGAGCGAACCAAAUCAAUAACAGCUAUUAUUCAAUUAUAUGAUACUUACGAUAAUUUGAUACGCGUCGAUCCUUUUAAUUUGCAAAUGUAUGAGUUGUCCCAAGAAAUAUUUAGUGCAAACAUAUUAAGCAUCCAACUGGGAGAUCAAAACAAUUUAGAUGUUGGCGAAAUCAGAUAUAUAAUAACAGCGAAUAAUUUGGGUGAAGCAAAAAUUGUAUUCAGUGCUGGUAGCGGUGAUAUGCUAGUAUCCAGCGAACCAAUCGACAUACAAGUAUUUCCUCCAUUAAGAUUGUAUCCACGCAACUCUACCCUGGUAGUUGGUUCAAAUAUGCAAAUUUAUUAUCAAGGCGGACCGCAACCGGAUGUAAACAUCGUCUACCAUGUGCAUGACCAUAAAGUUAUAUCAAUGGACUCUGCUCUUGUAACUGCCCAUAAAUUGGGGGAAACGAAGAUUACUGGUAAAUGCAUUGUAAGAAAUCCCAGCAAUGAUAAAGAUGAGGUAAUAUCAGAGGAUACCCUUGAGAUACAUGUUGUGCCUUUAGUCAAUAUACAAAUAAAGACACCGUUAGUUAGAAUACGCAGUGGGGCAAUAAUGCCCGCGGCUAUAUGGGGGAUGCCUAAUUUGUCGCCUAUGAUUUUGGGAACCUUGGCUAACAUGCAUAUAUCCUGGUCUACCGAUCAACCGGAUAUUAUUGAAAUUUACAAUAUUUUUGCUGAUGCAGGUAUUAAUUAUGAUGAUACGAAUUUGGUAACUGCGCGCCUCAAAGCUUUAAACCCUGGGAAAGCUAAAGUCUUAGCAUCUGUAAUACUACCAGGAGGGCAAAAGAUUUCGACGUCUGUUGAAGUUGUUGUUUUCAAAAUUCUGGAACUUGAAUCACCUAAGCUAAUAACUACAGAUAGUAUUUUGUUGCCACCGCGUGCUACUGUACAGUUAAAGACAAACCUCGAUGAUGCCGUUUUUCGUUUAUCAAGCGAAAGCAAUUCAGUUGUUCAUGUUAGUUCUGACGGGAUUAUACGUUCUCAAGACGUUCUUGGUCGUGAUCUAAUAAUUGCGAAAACUUUCGACCAAUCAUUGGCAAUCGAUGUUGAAGUGAAAAAUGUACAGUAUAUCUUAGCAUCACUGGAUUAUCCGACAAUCAAAUUAAAACAGCCUGCGAAAAACUUACCAAGUGGUUUAAAUUUUGUUUUAAAAAUUUCCUUACACGAUAACUUGGGUAACGAGUUUUCCCAUAACGUUGAGGAUGUAACUGGACUGAAGUACGAUAUUUCUCACAAGGAUAUAGUUGAUGUUCAAAUCGGCAAUAACUUAACAGUUGCUGUAAAUUUGCCACGCGAAACCAAUAACAUGAUAGCCAUAAGUCUGAAGGACAACAUCGGAGUGAAAUACGCUGAAGAUUACAUUAAACUGGCAGUGCGCGAAUCGAAAUAUGUGUUCCCAGCAAAAACAAUUUUCUCUGUUGGUGACAUAAUAUGCUUCGAAUCACCGUUAACAGUGUCAUCGACUUGGAGUAGUUCGGAUGAGCAAAUUCUAACGAUUGAUAGAUAUACGGGAGUUGGCAAAGUACUUGGCAACCGUUAUAAAUUAGGCGAAAAAGUGGCAGUUACCAAUGGUGAUAAGGCAAGCGGCAAUUUUAUAAAAUAUGAUGUCGAAGUUCGUGAUGCUGAUGUGAUACAAUUUACGAAAUCGUUCGAUAUAUUUAGUGGUUCAACAUAUCGAGGAGAAUUUGUGAUACGUAAUCAUUUACAAGUUGACAAAUUCACAAAUUUGGUGGCGAAAAACGUUACAAGGUGUUCGAGUAUGUUGGAUAAAAUGCCUAAUAAAUUAUUUAAAUGUCAACUUAGAAGCGAGAAUUCCUUAGGAAAACAAUUAUUGCAACAUUAUCAAGUGGCGGGCAUAUUCGACCAUGAAAUUGGUCGUUAUGCUUGUGAUAUUAAUCUGAAAACUUCAUUCGACGAUGUGCUUAAUCUAAUCAAGAACAAUGACGUACACUUUGAUUUAGAGGUUGUAAUGUUUAGCGGUUUAAUGGACAGCAUAUCAUUGAAGCUUGUGCCAGGCAUUAAAAUUAUACCAGAUAUUUUGUUAGCCGACAAUGCCAAAGAACAAGAUUUAACCAUUACUGGCUUAGAUAAGGUUCUACAAAAACUUGAGGUAAAAGCAUCAGAUGCAUCUGUAGUGAGGGUGACAUCUUACACAAAAGCUCAUGGAACUUUACAUUACAAGAUAACGAUUUUAAAAGAAUUUCCGAUUGAUGAACAGUUUUAUGUGAAUGUUCAUUCGCCAGUCACAAUGCAGGAUAUACAGAUACCUCUAGUCGGGACAGCGGUUGCGCCUCAAUGUUCUCAGCAGCCAUUCAGUGCAGCUCCAGCGUAUAUAUUAAAGUUGUUGUCUAAUUUGGGUCUGAUCGUAACUGUUGUUAUUCUGGUGGCGUUUACAGUAUGGUUGUAUUUUUCUUUAAAUCCUUCAGUUGGCACAACACAAAUUAAUCCAGACGUUUUUGUUACUGCCAAAAAUCUUACGCCAAACUCUGUGUCCAGUUCCCCGGCCAGCCCGGUGAGAGAUUCUCCUGAAAUUUUGCUUUCACCAUAUUAUAAUCGUGGCAGCCCGAGCAGUGUUGGCAGUUUAUCGCCUGGAAACGAAUCUUUAGUGUACGGAGAUACAACUUUAGUCUCGCCUCAAAGGAGAUUACAUCGCAGAUGUUUAUGAGAAAAUUGUUCUUAAUUUAUUAUUUAUGCAUCUGCGGUCUGCACAACCGUAAAUACGCAGUUUUUAUUGUAUUCGAGUUUUAUGAGAAUCACGUCAAACGUAACGUCAACAAGCCAUCGUCAUCGUCAUCGUCAUCCGCACCCUUGAUGGUAAUUUUAACAAAAGCUUAACGAAAAAAAUAAAUUUCGCUUGAUCUCCGUUAAUUGUUCUCUACAUUUUAUUCUGAAGCGUCGAUUGGUGUUGUUGUCCUAUAACUAUUUUUUUUUGUUUUUUUGCUAAAAUU